AUGACCUGCUGUGAAGGAUGGACAGCCUGCAAUGGAUUCAGCCUGCUGGUUCUACUUCUGUUUGGAAUAACUCUCAAUGCAAUACCUCUAAUUGUCAACUUAGUGGAGGAAGACCAAACUUUUAAAAACCCCAUCUCUUGCUUUGAAUGGUUGUUCCCUGGGAUUAUUGGAGCAGGUCUGAUGGUCAUUCCAGCAACAACGAUGUCCUUAGCAGCGAGGAAAAGAGCAUGCUGCAAUAACAAAACCGGGAUGUUUCUUUCAUCACUUCUGAACGUGAUCACAGUCACUGGAGCUGCAUACUGCCUGACGGUGUCCAUCCAGGCUCUCGCGGAGGGCCCUCUCAUUUGUAACUCUCAAGGCAACAGAACUUCCAGUUGUGAAUUGUCAUUUGAAAACUUAACUGCCAUUCAUCCAGAAUCCUUCAAUCUGCAGUGGUUCUUUGACGACUCUUGUGUUUCUCCUACGGAUUUCAAUAAUCCCUCCAACAACAACACAACAGCCAGUAACUGGAGAACAUACAGCUUACACUUCAAUUCUAUGGAAAACAAGCAUAGGAUUAUCCAUUUCUCAGUAUUUUUAGGUCUACUGCUUGUGGGCAUUCUUGAGACCCUGUUUGGGCUCAGUCAGAUACUCAUCGGCUUCCUUGGCUGUCUGUGUGGAGGAGUCUCUAAGCGAAGAAACCGAAUUGUGUAG
This is a messenger RNA of Globicephala melas (long-finned pilot whale), 693 nucleotides long. It is a transcript of the gene TM4SF20, whose product is annotated as transmembrane 4 L six family member 20. Gene Ontology annotation, cellular component: membrane. NCBI's taxonomy places the organism in Eukaryota, Metazoa, Chordata, Mammalia, Artiodactyla, Delphinidae. The record is from RefSeq and is a predicted model, not a curated record.